UAUUUUUUCGAAAAAACAAGGAAAGAAGAACUUAAGGACAAUACGUAAACAAUUAAGCCCUGGUUCAGGGUUUUUAUUCGGCGGGAGAACCCAUAGAAGUUUGAGCUAAAUAUUUCUGGGAGAAGAAAAUGGCGUUUGUAAACUCGGAGUUCAAAUUAUUCUUGGGAGGGACUGGGUUUUCCGACAAUUCUUCAUCUGAGCCCCCUUCUCGUCCCGCACCUCCGCCAGUUGAAGUUCUUGCUUCUGAGGUUUCCUCAACUGUGAAAUGCUUGCUGGAGGCUGUGAACUUGGAUGGCCUCACUUUGCUCAAGGCUCGGGUGAGUACAGAAGAGGUUUUGGGAGUUCCUGAUUCUGAUUUGGUCCCUGGUGUAUAUGAAGGGGGACUGAAACUUUGGGAGGGUUCGCUGGACCUUGUCAAAGCCCUUCGGUCCGAGAUUCAUAAGGGCGAAUUAUCACUAAAAGGGAAGAAAGUUCUAGAGAACUAGAAUGUUUUGAAAUUCAGGACCAGAGAAGGGAUUUACCAGUUAGUGACUCUGGUUGGACACUAGAGUUGAGCAGCCAGUAGGUCUCAGAGCCUCAUUUAGUCGAUUGUAAGAGAUGGUUCUGUGAAUGUGAGAAGGGUCCUAUUGUAGAAGCUCGGACCUGCAAAGAACAUGUCUUUCAACAGUGACUAGACUUGCAAAGAAAGGUCUAGCGACUGGCAUGCACGCUGAACGUACACUUUAAUAGCUUGGGUGCGGCCAUGGACUUCCUGGGAUUUUUGCCUGCCUAGAGGGUGCAACAGCUGUCCACUUUCAAGAUUUCAAUGCCGAGGUCCUGCGGUGUCUCACUAUUCCAAAUGUAAAUGCCAAUCUUACACAAACUUCACAAUCUACAGCUUCCAAGGACACCACCCCCAUUUUUGAAACCGAAGUAAGAUACUUUGCUGGUGACUGGAGCCAAGUCCAUCAGUGUCUUCCUCACGAACACAACGAUGUAAAGGACACAGACAGUAACUCAGGGAAGAAUCUAGUUUACGAGUACAAUAUAAUACUAAUGGCUGAGACAAUUUAUGCGAUCUCCGCCCAACAAAGUCUCUACAAACUCAUAAAGAAGUGCAUGAAACGUCCUGGUGGAGUUACAUACAUGGCAGCCAAAAAGCACUAUUUUGGAGUUGGUGGAGGAACCCGCCAGUUUCUGUCUAUGGUGAAGAAAGACGGUGUUAUGGAUGCAAGCCUAGUUGCUGAAGUUGCUGAUGACUCUUCGAAUGUCCGAGAAGUUUGGAAGCUCUCUGUGAAGCGUGGCUUAAAAUCUUAACAUACUUGGCUUCGUAAGUCGUCAGCUGUAUCAUCAUCUGCUGAUGAAUUUGCAGCAAGCGCUUCUAUGCAACUUAAUAUCAUCCAAGAUGGUGGCAUAUGGUGCAUAGAAUUAGACGAGGUAUGGUCUUCCGUUUUGAUGUAUCAAUUUCUUACACUAAGCGGGAACAAUUUUGUUGCAAAAUAGUGGCUUGAACUUGUAUAGUUGUAACUAUUUUCGCCGGAGUUGAGGAUUUUACAUGCCUGGAAUUGACAUGUUUACUGUCCUGCAACAAAUUGGCUGGUUCAUGCCCUUAAUGUUUGGACCAUUGCACUAUUCUCAAGUCUCAUCCCACAUGCCAUUUAUUAUUUACUCUCAAGUCCCAAUCCAUCCACCUACCUUAGUACUAAACA
Messenger RNA from Linum tenue, 1688 nucleotides. Lineage: Eukaryota; Viridiplantae; Streptophyta; Magnoliopsida; Malpighiales; Linaceae. The record is from the annotation of a GenBank genome assembly.